Messenger RNA from Hyphopichia burtonii NRRL Y-1933, 988 nucleotides. RefSeq names its product thioredoxin peroxidase (gene DOT5). The transcript has 3 exons. NCBI's taxonomy places the organism in Eukaryota, Fungi, Ascomycota, Pichiomycetes, Serinales, Debaryomycetaceae. Bases 236 to 925 code for a protein of 229 amino acids. Gene Ontology annotation, biological process: cell redox homeostasis; cellular response to oxidative stress. Gene Ontology annotation, molecular function: thioredoxin peroxidase activity. The record is from RefSeq and is a predicted model, not a curated record. Gene Ontology annotation, cellular component: cytoplasm.
UCAGUAUUGCCCUUGCUAAAUAGGUAUUGCUCUUCAAGUAAGGUUACUAACAUAAGGGCAAUAUUUCGUCAGUUUACUGCACUUUUUUCGCAUUGUUUCCGCAUCCUUCGAUUUUUUUCGCUUUCAUUUGGUAUAAAGCCAUUGCAACUCCACAUCUUUCAAUUGAAAUUUUGCCGUACUAAUACUUUUCUUUAAUCAAUUGACUUUGAAGUUACGAUUCAUCUUAGGUACCAUAAUGGUUGAAUUACGUCGUUCAAGUAGAAUACAAAAUCCUUCUCCACCAUCGAGCACCGAGCCAGUUGCCAAAAAGGCUAAAGCUUCCGAUGGUCAAUCGGUACCAAAGCUGGAAAAGCAAUUAGAGGUUGGGGACAGUAUUCCUGACUUGGUGUUGAAAAAUGAAGAUGACGAGGAGGUCCAAUUGAGUGAAUUGGCUUCCAAAACCACUUAUCUUGCUAUAUUUGCUUAUCCAAAAGCUUCAACCCCUGGUUGUACUAGACAAGCUUGUGGAUUCAGAGAUUCUUACGAAAGUUUGGCUCUGAAGCAUGUCACUGUUGUUGGGAUCUCUGCAGAUUCACCAUCAGCCCAGAAAAAGUUUAUUACCAAGCAGAAUUUGCAGUAUUCUUUAUUGAGUGACCCUAAAAGAGAGUUUAUUGGGUUAUUGGGUGCUAAAAAGACUCCUCAAAGUGGUGUCACCAGAUCACAUUGGGUAUUUAAGAAUGGUAAGUUGGCUAUUAAGAAGGUGGGUAUCAGUCCAGAAGCAAGUUUUGGUGAAAUUGGUUCUGAUGUCGAUGGUUUAGAAGAAGCAAAAGAGGAACCCGAGGUUUUCAAAGCUGAAGAUGCUGAGGCUGCUGGUGACGAAGCCAAGGAUGAAGCAUUGAAUGGUGAAGACGUUGAUCAAGAAGCAAGUAAGGAUGGUGAAGCAUAGGUUGCAAUAUUUAUGAUUAAUGCCGCAAAAAAAAAAAAAAAAUUCUACGUAGAAUAACGAAAA